Aspergillus piperis CBS 112811 is the source of this 707-nucleotide messenger RNA. RefSeq lists its product as uncharacterized. The transcript has a single exon. NCBI's taxonomy places the organism in Eukaryota, Fungi, Ascomycota, Eurotiomycetes, Eurotiales, Aspergillaceae. The coding region runs from base 334 to 528 and encodes 64 amino acids. The record is from RefSeq and is a predicted model, not a curated record.
CACGAGAGCGAGAUCAUCCACCUCCUCUACCUGUGCGCCUACCUCCAACAACCCGGCCGCUCCAUCUGAGACGUCACGGAAACAGGCAUGACGGUCUUCUGGCCGUAAUUCAUCGAGGAUUCCUAUGACGGCUCUACAUUCCCCGUCGUUCCUGUCCAGCUGUUCCUGGGCGAUUGUGAUAAGGCGCAGGUGUCUGAGUCACUGAAGCAUCCUGUCGGGAGGCCGCUGAGUACGUUUCCACGCCGGUGACGGGGGGAUGCGUGGAGGAGAGUCCCCGUUACGUAUGUGACUACAACGAAGGAUUAUUCGGUCCCGAGGGGGUAUCAGGAGUUCAUGUUGGGGAGGGCGAAGGCGGAGGGGGUGGAUGUUAGGGUUGUGGAGGUGGAUACAACGUAUAGUAUGUUUUUGUCCGGGUUCUGGGGGAGGUUGUGGGGGAUGAGAGUGAUCCUUGAGAGGGGGGCAGGGCGGUCGUGCCGUUUGAGGUAUAGGAGUAGUAGGGGCAGAGGGUCGUUGAUGGUGACUGGGUAGGAAAAUGAGUGAGAUUUGUGGUAUAAUAUAUAUAAUGCCUUGUGGUGGUGGUUUUCUGUGAUGGGGACAGAGAGUGGUAAUUAUAUAUUUCUUUGGGGGGUCGCUAUUUUCGGCUCAAUAUAUAGGUACUCAAUACACCGUGCAGGCACUUUGACUUCGGAAUACUCAUACUAUCGGUG